This is a messenger RNA of Kalmanozyma brasiliensis GHG001, 3162 nucleotides long. Its product is annotated as WD40 repeat. The transcript has a single exon. NCBI's taxonomy places the organism in Eukaryota, Fungi, Basidiomycota, Ustilaginomycetes, Ustilaginales. The record is from RefSeq and is a predicted model, not a curated record. Gene Ontology annotation, cellular component: small-subunit processome; t-UTP complex; 90S preribosome. Bases 1 to 3162 code for a protein of 1053 amino acids. Gene Ontology annotation, molecular function: protein binding; RNA binding. Gene Ontology annotation, biological process: maturation of SSU-rRNA from tricistronic rRNA transcript (SSU-rRNA, 5.8S rRNA, LSU-rRNA).
AUGGUUUCGUCGAGUCAUCACGGCGCUGGCGCUGAUGCCAAUUCAGCGUCUCUGGCAAUUCACCGUGUUCGCUUCGUCAACUGGUCACCUUCCACUGUCACUGCCGUUGCCGUUUCACCAUCUUUCGCAGGCACCGCUCGCGGUCUUCUCGCCAUCGGCAGACAGAACGGAAACGUCGAGCUCUGUGUCUGGGUGGGCCCCCGUGCAGCUCAAAAGUCCGACUUCGACGACCGAUCUUUCCAGUCCGAUGCUGCCGGUUGGGCCGUCCAUACCGUCCUGCCAGGUCAGCUCAACUCCAAAAUCGAGCAGCUUUGCUUCGUCAACCCGCCCAACCAGGACCCAAAUCAGCCGCGCAAGCUCCGUCUGUUCAGCAUCUCUGGAGGUGCCAUCGUCACCGAGCACUUCAUCCCGAUCCACCUUGCUAAGCUCGGCGCACGAAGGAAUGCCGAUCACGACGACGAUGACCAAUCCAGCAGCAAGCCCCGCCCGGGCACCGUCUCAUCCCUCUUCGGCAGCAAGACUGCCUCCAAUCUCGACCCACACUACCCUGGAGAGACUAGAACCUUGCCUUCGCUCGCUGGUGCCGUUUGGAGCAUGGCCCCUAGCGCUACAGGUCGCUACCUCGCUCUCGGCUGCGAGGACGGCUCAGUGAGGGUCAUUGACCUCGAAAACGAUCGCUUCGAGCAUCUUGCAAGCACAUCAGGUCAGGAUCGCAGGGUUGUCCCUCGCUUCGGAAAGGCCAAGGGCAAGGUCAUCAGCCUCUGUUGGGGACCUCCUGUCCGCUCGCUCAAGCGCUCCACCCAGCGCUCAAGCUCACCAAACAAGUCCUCCUCUUCCGACAGUGACAGCGAUAGUGGGAGCAGCAGCGAUAACGACAGCGAUGAGGACCAAGACGAAGACGACGAUCAGUGGCACGAAUCCUUUCUCGUUGGCGGUCUCGCUCUCUCUACCGCCGUGGUUUGGGAUCCGUCUACCGGAAACAUCGCCACCAAGCUUGCCGUCCAGAAGAAUCGCACCGAAUCCACCAUCGUCUGGAGUGUCGCUACUCUCCCCGACGGUACCAUCGUCACUGGCGACUCCACAGGCCGUGUCACCUUCUUCGACCCGCGUACCCGCCUUCCGAUCCCAGAAGCAACCUUCCGCGCCCACGCCGCAUCAUCCGAUGUGCUCGCUCUUUGCGUCGGCCCCGAUGGCAAGACCAUCUACAGUACCGGCGUCGAUCAGAAGGUGGCGGAAUACACCAAGGUCGAGACGUCCAAUGGUCGUGGUCGCUGGAUUCAGAUCGCAACAAGGCGGCUGCAUGCGCAUGACAUUCGAGCCCUUGCUCUCGACCCGCCGUACUCUCCGCUCGAUGCAGCCCAGGCCAUCGCUCGCGGCGCCGACGACAGCAUCGCACCCAGCCGUCUGCCCAUCCUUCUCAGCGGUGGUGUCGACUUCAACCUCGUUUUGACGCCGGCAGCCCCUCCUUCUGCCGUCGUCAAAGCGCAAAAGUCGUCCACGAUCGCGUCCAUCCCGACUGCCGCAGCCAAGCCCAACAGAGCCACGCUCAACAAGGUUGAGCAGGAGCAUGCCUCCAUCAACCCGAUCUCCUCCAACCCGCUGACGACGUUUGCCGACACGACGCAGCGUCGCGUGCCCUUCGUGCCCACCGCCUCGCGCAGCGGACUGCUUGGUGGCGGAUCCGUCGCCGCCCUCUGUCCGAGCAGAGGCUGGAUCGUCCUCCGUCGCGAGCACUCGAUCGGCAUCUGGGACCUCGGCAGCCAGUCCGAACUUCUCUCCGUCGCUCAAGCAUCCCAAGCCGGCGAGUCUCUGCAGCAGCAAUCACCAAGCUGGGCCAAAUUGCUCGAGAUGGAAGUCAAGGUCGACUCGAACCUCGUCUCGGUCGCCAUAAGCGACAACGGCCGCUACCUCGCCUUCUCCGACCUCUACGAGACCAAGCUGUUUGAGCUCAAGUCCCGACGCAGACCUGAUUCGGCACCGGUCGAGCUCGAGCCCAAGAAGAUCAAGAGCUUCGGCAAGGUCUUUGGUGGUCAGGAGAAGAUGGCUCCGUCGGCGAGCGCGUUGAAGUUCUCGCCGGACUCGACGCGGUUGGUGGUGUGCUCGUUGACGGGUGCCUAUGUGCACGUGUUGGAGCUGCCCUCGCAGGCCAAUGGCGACACGUGCAGGCUUCUGAGGAGCUUCGGUCACCAUCGAAAAGCUGCGACGGUGGCGAACGCGGGCGCAGGAGAGCAGCGCCAAAUCGCUGGUCGAGGAAGCAAGGUCAACGGCGACAUCAACGGCCACAGCAAUGGAAACGGCACCCCCGUCAAGCAGCAGACGGAUCGAGUGGAGCGAACCACCACGAACAUCAUCCAGCACGCCGAGAUCUCGCAUGACGGCGCGUGGCUCUCGACAAUGUCGUCGGAUCUGCAGCACCACAUCUUCUCGCUCGACUCGUUGACAUAUGGACGAACGCUCCCGUCUCCCUCAUCGCUGCCUUCUGGUGCCGUCUUCCAUCCCUCGACGUCCGCGCGCUUCAGCAGCAUGCUGACGCUCAUCUUCGCCGACAACAAGGUCGAAUUCUGGGAUGUCGAGAGCGGCAAGGAGCUCACCACCGCUCCUGCCACUAGCAGCGCUACCAACGUCGACGCUGUCGCAGAUGCAGCGGGAAGCCCACGCAAAAGAGCCAACCACUCCCGCACCACGUCCACCGCCACAGCUGCAGACGCGCGCACCACCCUCGUCCAAAACCUCACCUCGCUCAAACAGACGCUGCAGCUGCGACUUGCGAGUCUGCGCGACUUUGCCAUCUCGGCGCUCUGGUGUGGCGAUGGUAGUGGCAACCUGGCCAACUACACGCUGGUGGUGUACGGAGCGACGUGGAUCGCUACUGCGCGGCCUGCUGUGCGCGCCGAGCAGGCCGCAGCGGAGGACGAGGAGGGUGAUGUGCAGAUGAACGAUGUCGCUGCACCCACUGCAGCUGCUGAAAAGGCUAAGCUGGACUGGACGGUGCGCACCACGGCCAAGUAUCAGCCGCUACUGCUGGUCGCACAGCUGCAGGUCGAGCAGGUGCAGGGCGAGGAGCCGACGGGAGCACAUCUCGUGGUUGUGGAAAGACCUUACUUUGAGCUGGCAAAGAAGCUGCCUGCUGCUUUCCACAGGGGUGCUCGGUACGGCGCCUAG